Molecule: messenger RNA, 5118 nt
Organism: Trichoplusia ni (cabbage looper)
Lineage: Eukaryota; Metazoa; Arthropoda; Insecta; Lepidoptera; Noctuidae
Product: putative nuclease HARBI1
Exons: 4
Coding region: 3782-4975 (397 amino acids)
Source: RefSeq, a predicted model, not a curated record
AGAUAAUAAAUUCCAGUGUAUCACGACCGCGUUGUGUUUUUCCAUUUCGAGAGUGGUAAAUUACGAGACUCGACGCCGCAAUUUCACGUAAAUUUGUUCUUGAGUGACCGGUGCCGCCAUAUUUCGCACAACUCACCGCAGAGUUUGCACGCCUUUUCGUAAAAAUCGUUGUCACCGUUCAGUGAUUUUAUGCCACGUGUUGUGUUUUUGAUUUUAUGGCCGCAGACAUGUCUGGCUGCGGCUAGGUGACGAGUGAACUUAGCUACUCGAUAAGCCGGUAUUGGAUUUCACGUACGCUUGAAAGGUUAUUCCUGCAACGCCUUUUUUGACGAGUCAAGAGUGCCGUAUGCGGUGAUGUAUGGUAUUUAGAGUCUGUAGAGCAAGAUCUGGUGGUUAGAUGAGUUAUCAGUCGAAUGUAGCAUGCCGGGGGCAACGAACUUUUCAGGGAAUGCAUCGUCGCGCAAUCGCACUUGCGUUUGACCAUAUAAGGCGUAGUGAUCGGCAGUGCCUGUCACAUACAUACCGUGUCUAUUUUGGGGUGAAUAGGCGCGUCUGAAUACCGCAACCGGUCAAAUGUCGGUAUUAAAAGUCUCGGGGGUAUUGGCCGAGCUAUGUCAAGGUCAUUUCGUUAAAUCUAUUGACUAAAACCUAGCAGUAUCAAAGACAUAUUUGACAAGCACCUGCGACGUGUUAAAAUGAUCUGUAUGCCGAGUGAAUAAGGUCCAAUAAGAUGGCAUCACGCCAAUCCCAGUUGUAGAUAUGACUGUAUUAUAAGAUUAAUUUUGUUAUCAUUAGUAAUUUUCCUGUUGCAAAUCGUACAUUGCAAAGCCUGAAACAGUUGAAUCAUUAUCUUUAAAACCCUACUAAAUUGUCUAUCAAUAAGGAAUUUCAAAAAAAUGAUCACAUUCUAUAAUUAAGUUAUUAGUAACACAAUAUUUAAGUACUUUACAACUUCCUUGUAAAGAUUUACCCAUUAACAUCCUCAAAGCACAGGAAAAAUCAGCUUUGAGCUCAAAACUAGUGGCAACUAAUUAAUUUACCUUCAAAUUAUUAUAACUGAAGUCGUUCUUAAUUCCUUAAUCUAACCAAACUUAAGUAAUACACAGAGCAAUAAACUUAUAAAUUCAAAAAGUAUAACUGGCAGGCAAUAAAUAAAAUGCUAAUGAAUUUUUACAGUUAAAACAUAAACUUGUGACUACUACUACACAUAUGAGCAAAAAAUAACUCUAUUCAUAAAGCUUGAAUCUCAGAAGGCUUUUUGUGUGAUGGUCAUUAAACUCUUUUAAUAAUUACUUGGAAUUUUCAGCUAUGAUUUGUAAAAAGUCACUUUAACCCUGACCACACCCUUUUUACUGUGUUAUAGAACAUAUUAUUAUACAUUUUCAUGCCUAAUAAAACUUAUUAUACUAGUUAAAGAUAACAAACCUCCUAAGUCUAAGGACUUCAUUAACUUACAGCUAUGAUUUCUAUUAAUUCUAUCCAAUAACAUAAGCAAUGUUUAGUAGAAGUAUUGUAGUUAAAACUACCAGCUGCAUUUAAACUACACACAAAACUUGCAUACAUAAUACCUAGCCAUCUUUGUCAUUCCUUGGAUCAGACUGAGACAUCACUUGUUCAUGAUAAGCUCUUUAGUAAUUACUUUAUGACUUCACUAAUUAGUUUGUCAAAUAUUACUUCCAUUAGCUACCCUUUGAUUAAUUAAAGUCAGUCUGUAACAAAGUACUUUUAACUUACAAGUUAACUGUAAUUGUCUUAAAAUGAACUGGAUUUGUUGUUGUCCGUCCAUUUACAACUUAUUCUAUAGUAUACUAUAAUACCAGCCUAUAAAAAUCCCUCUGCUGCAUCUGUAUGCAGGCCUGUGCCUCUUCCCAUGUAGGGAAGUUUUGAAGUAUACAAGUCCCUAAUAAUAGUCAUAAAUUUCAUAGGUGCCCAUGGCCUCUUGUCUGUCAAUACCCACGAAAUCUUACAGUAAUCAUUAGAAGACAGUACUAAACUUCAUUUCAAUCUUAUCAACAUAGGAAUGCAUAUGUAACAAACAUUCUUUGUUAUUAUUAUAAGCACAUUGUUAUCACCAAUGCUAUUUGAACAUGGAAAUUACAUACACCUUAUGACUUUGCACAAUCGAGAUUUUUAAGAUUCACCCUCUCCUCAGUUUGUAUGUAUCUCGCGUUCCCAUGUUUGAAGGGGAGUAAGAGGUGUUCCAUCUCUGUCUAACACUUAAAAUACGUCAAUAUUGCACCCUGCAUUGAUUUUUAGUAUUACUCGCUAGGUGUCGACCUUUUUAUGCCUAAAACAUUUUAAUAGUCACGUAAAUCGAAUUAUUAAGUACAAUUACAUAAUUUUAAUCAUUAAUAAAUAUCAAAUAUGAAUGUAAUUUUUACUUGCAUUUAUGAUCUGAGUAGGUAUCACAUCGGGAUCGUGAUUUACCGAUAGAUAGACCGUUACAAAGACUCGUACGUAAAUACUUUUGAAUAUGUAGAUGUCUGAUAUAUUAUUUUUAACAUACCGAAAUAAGUGUGUAGUAACAAGAAAAAUCUUUUUUCAACUCGAAAAAUAUCUCAUUAAAUAUCUGCAUGAGUAAUAUGUUAAUCGCAUGGAAAACAGAAAGUAACUAAUGCCUGAGUCAAUUUUGAAAGAACGUUAGUCAUAACCGUGUAUUAUUUGUAAUGGUGACUAACACCUUUGACUUUGUAUUUGUUUGUAUUGAAAAAUACAAUUGUAUGGCCGCAGUACUAGUGUUCUGCGAGUAUCGAUUUAAUCUGAUGGCUGACAUUCAGUGAAGCAUUGAAUUGAACCAAAGAAGUCGUAUUUUCAUCUUUCGGAGUUCAGAUACUCGCUAUAUUGAACUUAUUUUACAACUGCUCAAAUAGACUCGUUGGUUUAAAAGCAUCUGUUACUUGGAAUACGAGCUAGUUGCAAUAAUGGCCUAUAAUAAAUCUAGAACGACGUACCAUUUCUAGAAAACUUUUAUCGGAAUCUCAAUUCAAUGACAGUGUAGUAAAGUCACCAUAUACGGUCAGUAUCGAAUACAAAAACCUCAAGACGUGAGUCAUCUCGUGAGUCACUUGACGUUCAGACCAUGCCUAAUGGCUAGACUUUCUCUGUAAGGAAUAAAAUGUGUUUCAAUAUGAUUUAAUGACAUUAUUAUGAUAAAAUCUUAUUGCUGAAAUGAAAACAGGAAUGUUUAAUGUCUGCAUUUAUUCGACUGAAUUAUGUAGCUAUUAUUGCUCGCUGCAACAUCAUAAUUCUUGCAUUCGUUUGCCAUAAUUGCAUCUUACAAUUCUCAACAAAAUAUUUACAUGCAGUCUCGUCUGUGUUUUCGUUUACAUUUAAACAACCCCCGGCCCCAUUGUGCGUCCCCUAUUCGUCGGCGCAAUUAAUGAUCCCGAGGGAUAACGGUCGUGCACGCGGGGUGUACUUGAAUACAGAGUUCUGGCUUAUCAUCCCGCAGAAAAUCGAUGCUGACAACUAAAAUGCGACCGUCUGGGGGCUUACUCUUGAUUUCAAUUCCGAUCGGUCGACAUUGGAAUUGUGACGUUUCGCACUCUUGAGUUCGAUGCCAGCGCCACAUUGGUUUGAAAUUGCGUGUUCAUUAUGGGGAACUAAUUGAAAUCGGAUUGGGCGCUAAACGGUACUCUUGAGUUUAUUUUGACAGCUGCUUAUUGCGCCAAUAUUACGGUGGGAUUGAUUGUUGAUUGUGAUUUUUCCAAUUACUAAAGAGUAACUUUUAAGAAAUUGUUUUGUGUUUUACGUGGUUUUCUUUCGAUAAAAAGUGUUUAAUAUGGCACGAUUAGCGGUAAUGUACAGUGUUUCGUUAAAUUCCCAUAAAAAACAACUGAAACAAAGACGAGAUGAGCGUCGGAUGAUGCGUUAUACGGAGAAAGCGUUUUCGAUGAAUGAAAACGAGUUUAAAGCCAAUUAUAGGGUGAGCAAGGAUUUGUUUCACGAAAUAUUCGAAAACAUAAAGCCUUUUAUGCAAUCCCCUAAGAGAAGAAGUGAUUUAUUACCAAAAUAUAAGGUUUUAGUGGCAUUGUCCUUUUAUGCUACUGGGAGUUACCAAAGGCUAGUUGGAGGCAGUUAUGGGACCCUAAUGAGUCAGCAAUCUACUUCUCGUUCUAUUCGAGAGGUAACAGCAGCUCUUAACCAUCCCUUAAUACAAAGGAAAUGGAUCAAGUUUCCUCAAACUCGUCGUGAAAGAGAUGCUGUAAAACUGAGAUUUUUUGAAAAAUUCAGUAUACCAUCUGUUAUAGGAUGCAUUGAUGGCACUCAUAUAGCCAUAAUUAGACCAUCAGAAAAUGAAGAGAGAUUUUUUAAUCGCAAACAUUUUCAUUCAAGAAAUGUUAUGAUUGUUAGUCAAUAUUUUUGGUUAUUACUGAAUUGUAAUUCAUUGCUUAUGAAAUUAGUUAAAUAUCUUUGUUUUAUAUAUUUUCAGAUAGCUGAUUCAGACUUAAGAAUACUGUCAGUAGACGCUUCAUUUGGAGGAGCAUCACAUGAUAGUUUCGUCUGGAAUCAGCAUCCUGUGAAACAACAUUUAAUUGAAUUAAAUAAUAAUGGGGAAACUGUAUUUUUACUAGGUGAUUCCGGGUAUGCCCAGAGGGAAUACAUGAUGACACCUAUUGUAGAUGCUCAUCAAGGGUCCCCUGAGGAAUAUUACACCAAGUUACACUGCACUGCACGGAAUACCGUAGAACGUACCAUUGGUGUCCUCAAAAACAGGUGGCGGUGCUUAAUCGGGCAUAGGGUUCUACAUUAUCAUCCUGAUGUAGCAGCCAAAAUAAUUAAUGCUUGUUGUGUUUUACACAACAUGUGUAUCAAUAGGAUUUAUUUUGACCAAGAUGAGAAUACAGCAGAAUAUGGGAAUGAUUACCCAACUGUAACUUCUCAAGAAUCAACUAGCAGCACAGCUGCUGAACUAAGACAAGGCAUCGAAAAGCGAAAUGUUUUAGUUCAGCAGUUGUGGGCAAGCAGAAGGUAGCCUAAAACUUUAUAAGGUUCUCAUCGUACCUUAUAAAGGUGAAGUGGUAGAAAGCUAAGUAGGUAGGUUUAUAAUAUAUUAUUAUAGGUGUAAAAGCAUUGUUUCAAACUAUUUUUGCAUGGUAGUAUUAAAAUAACAUAAGA